Stegodyphus dumicola is the source of this 3880-nucleotide messenger RNA. It is a transcript of the gene Tango6, whose product is annotated as transport and golgi organization 6. The record is from RefSeq and is a predicted model, not a curated record. NCBI's taxonomy places the organism in Eukaryota, Metazoa, Arthropoda, Arachnida, Araneae, Eresidae. Gene Ontology annotation, biological process: protein secretion.
UGCAUGUAGCGUCUGUUUACACUAAAUAUCUGUAGUAUUGGAUGGUGUGUUUAUUAAUUGAUUUGUUUACUAAUGUGAUACCGUAGUCUGAGUGACUUUCAUACUUUAUUUCUCUUCUAAGGACAGUCUGAUUUCUAGUAAUUGGUUUAAUUAUAUGAUUCAUAAAAUAUGAGUGCAGGUAGCUUGGUACAGAAGAUUUGUUCUUGUCUAGAAAUAUUAGUGGAAGUAAAGACAACAGAGUCAUCUGAACCAGUCAGAAAUCUCUCAAAGAAAGAAAUAUUGUUUCAUCAGUUGAAGAAAAAUGUGCAUUCAGCUUUUCAAAAAUUAGAAAUUUAUGAUGAUUUAAAAACUGCUGUAAAGGAGUAUAUUCAACCUUGCCAAAAAAAUAAAUGCAAAACUUGUGAUCACUUGGAUUUUCUAGCUUUGUGUCUGGUGUUAAUUAAAUUGCUUAAUGAGGCCCUUAUUGCUGAAGAAACUGGGGAUGUUGGUGUGAACAAAAGUAAACAAAAGUACUCAGUGCCUAAAGUUUUACUGAGUAUAUCACAGCUGAAAGUACUUAAAAAGUGUUUGCAGUUUGUUGUAGCACUGGGAAUUUUGCCAAACUUGUUACGAGGUGUAGGUAUACCAUUGAUAAAAAAAUCAGAAUAUGGGAGUUUAGUAGAGCAUCUAUCAUCUGAUUGCACCCCUCAUCAAAAACAUGUGCAAAUUGUCAUCUGCGUGGAAACUCUACUGAAUUGUCUUGAUUGUGAUGCUAUACACAGUAUCAUUCUUACUUCUUAUGGGUGUGAUUUACUAUCUGCUUUGUUUCAACUGUGCCAUGCUCCUUUAAAAAAGAUAGAUGAUAAUGAGUAUGAAGCUAAAAAGGUCGAAUUAAAGAGAGAUUUUGUUACAAUGAUUGGGUUGAUAAAAGAUAAUUCAUCCUAUGAUGAUAUGCAAGUCAUUAUUGAAAGGAUACAUGAUCGUAAUCAUUUUACUCCUAGAUUAGAAAAGUUGACGAAACUGUUUUGUCGAUCUUCUCUGAUGUGGGAAUUAUUUCUUCAGCUUGGAUUUCCAGUAAAGGAUGAUAGAGUGUCGUCUGUCCCAAAAGUUCCAAUAUGGCUAAACAAACUGUGCAACCAAAUGUUUACCGAUUUGCUUCUUCAAAAGAAUGGUGUCGCAACAUUUGUACUAGCUUUUCUCACUGAAGUCCAUGUUAGAAAGUUCCGCUUUCCCAGCGAGCAGAAAUUUUCUCCCCAGCGAGCAGAAAUAAAUGUCGGCCAAGAAAAGGUACGAGAGCAACUCCGACAGGUGAAAGGAGAGCUUACAGAAGAAACUGGAGCCAUAAAAGACGAUGUGGAAAUGAGAGAAGUGGCAUCUGAAGAAUCAAAGGAUGAAAAAAUGAAGGAAGUAGCUAAUGAACUGCCUGAGAAAGAUCAAGAAAUGAUGGAUGAAACAUCUAACGAGAUUAAAGAAAGAGAACGAAAAGAUGAAGAAAAAGACAGGAAUGACGCUUCUCAUCCUCAGGCGUCCGAAGUUGAACUGGAAGACAGUGAUAAUAUUGCUCGUAAAGAUGAAGAAAUAAACGAAGUGGCUUGUAAAGCUUCUGAAAGAGAUUUUGAUAUUCAGAAUGCAACUGUAGAUCAUGCACACGUAGAGACUGUGGCUCGCAUAAUAGCAACAAAGCCUUCUUAUAAUUUGUUGUUAGAAGAUUACGUUAAGAGGUUGUCAAAACAGGUAUUUGAAUUGCUUCAUUCAAAAGGAUCUCAGUUGGAUGCCUUAUAUCAUUCUAUUGCAUCCUGCCUUAUUUUACAGUUUUGUGAAACAAGAAUGAAAUUAGCUCAGAAAUAUUUCUUUGACAGUAUUUUUAAACCUCUUCAAUUAUGUGUCAGUUCUCCAGGUACAGAUGGUGUUAUUGUGAAAGAGAAUGAAUUUACAGUGUGCAUUGAAGAUUUGUAUCAGAUUUUUGUUUCCUGCAAUUCUCCUGUCAGUCGAAAGCAUUCACGUUUGCUGUAUCCUUAUUUCCACUGUUUAUGCCGCUUGUAUUUCUUCUUAUUAGAAGGGAUAUCAUUUCUGAGGUCAAAAGUUAAAGGUUUGUUGGCACAUAUCUUAAGUUCUGCAUCUCAUGAAGAUGCCGUUCCUUUAUUGCAUGCAGCAACAUUUUCAAGCAAUAAAUACUUUCCUGUGCAUUUGACAAAAGUCCGUUUCAUGUAUGGUGAUGAAGGAGGUGUUGCAGCUGUCCCACCUGGCAUUGACGACUUAAGUGAAGCAUUUUCUCAUUGUCAUGGCACUUUAGAAUUGUUGAAAGAACUGCAGAAUAAAAGUUUAAACAGUUCAUACUUCUUAUUUAUUUUGCAAGAAUUUUGUAAUUUAAUCUCGAAAAUGAAAGAAGGUGCAAAAGAUGAAAAUUUUGGAAAGGAACGAUUACUGUGUGUCAUUCUGCUGAAACAGUUUUCUGAAUGGAACGAAGAAAUAAAUGAAGCUAUUUUAUCAAAUACAUCUGGAGCCAUUGACUUAGUUGUUGCUCUUUUGGAUGACGCUUGUGAUGAAACCUCUUUCCCCAAAGAGAGUAUUGUGAUAGCUCUGAUAAUUUUAAAUGCAGUGAUUGAAAACAUAAAUCAGCUGACUUCAGCACAUUGGGCUCUUCUUAAAAGAUGCCUGCCAAACUUACAGAAAUUGCAAAAGAGUAAUAUAGAUAUUUGCUUGAAACAGAUGGUGUCCAGUAUUUUAACAUUCAUUGCUACACAUGGUGCUGCAUGUGAAAAUGAUGCCUGUGCUGAUGUGAUGAAAGAAUUCAUUGCGAAUAUGUCUGAACUUUCAAACCAAAGAGCUAAGAAUCUUAAAGGAAGUCAAGCUCGAAAAGGGAUUAAUAAGAAAAGCAACAAAACAUGCUCUUCUAGAAAGCACACUUCUGAUUCAUCAAAUAUUUCUGAAGGGGCUGGAUGUUCCAGGCGGUCUAGUGACAACGUUAAACCUGAACCCCAAAAGAAAAGUGUUAAAGAUGUUGAUAAUAUAGUUUCAGGUAUAUCAAAUAUGGAUUUAGGUUCCUCAGUGAGCAAAAAGGAAUCUACUUUUCAAGCAGCUAUGAAUGAUUUGAAACAUUCAUUAGUCGCAGUUAGAGGACAUGCACUUAUUUCCCUGGGAAAGUUAUUGCAGCAACGAGAUGCUGAAACAUUACAUAACAAAGAAGAACUCUUGAAAAUGUUUCAGGAAAAUCUUGAGGAUGAAGACUCUUACAUUUAUUUACCAGCCAUCCAAGGUUUGUCAUUACUUGCUGAUUGUGAUGUAGAAUUGGUUCUUCCUACUUUAUUAAAGGAAUUUCAAAACCCUGGUAAAAAAGCAUGUGAGGUCAUAUUAAAAAUUGGAGAGGUUUUAUUGAAAAUUUGUCGUCUGUUAGGAGAGUUUGUAUAUAAAUAUAAGGAACAAAUGUUGCAUACAUAUUUGAUUGGUGCAAAACAUGAAGAUCCAAGAAUCCGCUCAUCUAGUCUCUCAAAUUUAGGUGAAGCUUGUAUUUAUUUGAAGUUUAAUAUUGAAGGUCAUUGGCUUCAAGAAAUACUUGUUUGUGUUCUGGCCUUACUGAAGACCGAUAAAGAUUUGGAAGUCCGAAGAUGUGCAGUGAUGGUCAUUACUCUCUUAUUUCGAGGAAUUGGAAAUGAUUUGCUUAAGGUGUUAGAAAAAGAAAUAAAAAGCCUCUAUAUACAAUUGAAAAUUGUGUACAGCACAGAAGCUGAUGAUGUUUUGCGUCUCCAUUCGCAGCUAGCAUUGGAAGAAAUAAAUGUGGUGAUGAAGGAACUCUUGUUAACAAAGCUGCCUUUAAAGAAAGAAAUUCGAAUUUUACAGUAACUGUAAUGCAAUGUUUUUGAUGUGUUUAAAAAUUUGUAAUAAAAAACAAAUUAAAUGUGCA